Molecule: messenger RNA, 1310 nt
Organism: Aspergillus ibericus CBS 121593
Lineage: Eukaryota; Fungi; Ascomycota; Eurotiomycetes; Eurotiales; Aspergillaceae
Exons: 1
Coding region: 202-1245 (347 amino acids)
Source: RefSeq, a predicted model, not a curated record
CUGGCCCCCAGCCGAGGGGGGUACCUGCAACUCCAGCCAGGCUGCCAAAGUAUCCGUGCGGCCUUCGCUGCUUGUCCGUGCUGCACCUGCUCAAAGCUGAAUGCUCAGAUGCUCCACCAAGCAUCCUGCUCUUCGACUUGAGUCUCAACAUAACUCCGUGCCCGUGGAAUAGGGGCUCGAUCCGCGCCGCCUUUUGUGAAAAUGGAGUCCGCGUCCAGACUAUCGGACACCAAAGGUCUAGGUCCAAGGAUUGAUCGCAGCCAGGAGACUUUCGGAGCAAUGAAAAUGCCACCUGGAUACACAAAAGAUCAGUCCCGUCGACGAAAUCUCCGUUCAAGGAUCAUAUCAUCCCAACCUGCCCCUGGACGAUCUACCACAGGGCCCCGGCCUAUGUCUAUGGGUAGUCGCCCCAUUGAGAUGCAAUCAUCUGACAACUCCGAGUCCGAUUACGCGGAAAUUGUCCACUACCACCGGCGGCCUCGAGCAAAUAUUAGCACUCAACGUGACACAACACCUCCUCGUCGGGAUUAUGAUUUGCUGAUAGACCAGCGCUUUAUGGAAAUGAAUGAUGAGAGGCAGGAUCUCGAGAUAGCCAAACAUCAGCAAGAAAUCAACCGGCUGGAGAGAGAGUUGAUACGGCGGAGGGAUGCCAGCAAAGGCCGAUACCAGAGAGAGGAAGAGGAAUGGUAUGAGGAUGAAAUCGAUGAGCGGCUGAGGAGACUGGAGAGAUUCGAGAAGAAGGCGCGCACGGAGGCAAAACGCCAAACAGAGGAGCAACUCAAGCUACAGAGGCUCGAAGAAGCAGAGCUAUCUGCCAAGAGGGAAAAUGAAGUCAAAGCAGCGUUGCGGGAAAAGAGGUUGGAAGCGUUGGAGAAGGAGGCGGAGGAGAAGGAAAGGCGAGAGCGAAUCAAGAAGGAGCUCGGCGAUGAAGAGGCUCGGCGAAGGCUUGAAGAACAGGAACGCACCAACCAGGAGAAUAGAAUUCGGAUUGCAGCCAUUGAGGAGUAUAAGUUAGCCGAGCAGCAUCGUCUGCUUGAGGAAGAGAGACGGAAAAUGCAGCUGGAAAAUGAGGUCAGAGCGGCAAUCAAAGCCGAGCUCGGAUACACCCUCGAGCAGGUAAAAGUCAUCCUCACACGGAUGGUCACCAGAAAGGCCCGGAAACAUAGACGGGGACGCACGCGAGCCUUCUCCACGACCGACUACGAUAUUCCGAGCGGGGACGAGGCAGAUAUGGAAGCGUCGUGAUCUCCAUAGCAAAGCCAUAUUCAUUGGGACAACUAAUACUUGCCCAUAGUUCCCAAUUACACCCA